AUGGAAAAUCUAAAUGAACAUGACGAACAAAAUAUAGAAAUGUCUACAUCCAUCAUUAAAAAUCUUGAUAUUCCUUUAUUAAUAAAAAAACAGUUGAAUUUAAGAGAUUUAAGACGUAAGAAUAAAGAUUUAAGUACAAAAAAUGCUGAUAUUCGAAAGUUCCUUAAUGAAAAAGAGAAUUACUUCAGUUUUAAGGAAAAAGUUUACAAUGAAAAUAGGGAAAAGUUAAAUAAAGAAUAUGAACAAGCCAUGAAUGAUAAUUAUGAUAGACAAACAAUUUUAGAAGAAAAAAUAAAAAACAAAGAAAAAAAAAUUAAAGAAUAUGAUUUAGAAAUUAAAAGGUUUAAAGAGCAAAUUGGAGAUAUGCACAAUAGAAUAAAAAAGGCUACACACGAAAGUGAAGAAAAAGAAAAGUGUCUUAGUUUUUUGAGCAAGUUUAAAGAAACGUCGAUCGAAUUUGUACAAUUAGAUAUGUUUGAUAGGUUGGAAACAAUAUUUAAUUCGAGAGAAUUCAUAAGAAGGAAACAGGAGAAAUUAAAAAGCAAAAUAAAUAUUAUAAAGGAUAAAAUAAAAAAUAUGGAAGAGAAAAAUAAUUUAACACUAACAAAUAAAGAAGGUGAAUAUAAAACUCUUGUCCAUACCUCCGAAUCGGUUAUGAAAAAAGAGAAAGAUUUAGAAGAGCAACUGAAAGAAAAUAUAAAUGAACAUAAUAAAAAGGCUCUAUUAUUAAAUAAAAUAAUUUCAUGCAUUGAUAACUUUUUAAGUCGUUUCUCUACAUUUCUUCCUGAAUUAAGACAUUAUAAUAUUAAAAAGGAUGAAGAUAAAACGAGUUUGGACAAGAAAAAUAAACCUCAAGAUAUUAUGGAAGAUACACAAUUUAUGGACACUGCAAAUUUUAAUAUAUUAGAAGAAGAUAUUCUUAAGAAAUUGGAUUAUAUAUAUAAAUAUAUAAAAGAUACCAUAUAUAUAAUAAAUAAGGCGAAAAAAGAGAUAUCCUUAAAAGAUGAUAAUUAUAUGGAAGCCAUGAAAAACAACUUAGAUGAAAAUAUUGAAUUUUUAACAUACAAUGGAAAUAUUAAAGGAAAAAAUUAG
This is a messenger RNA of Plasmodium reichenowi, 1092 nucleotides long. RefSeq lists its product as hypothetical. Lineage: Eukaryota; Apicomplexa; Aconoidasida; Haemosporida; Plasmodiidae. The transcript is spliced from 9 exons. The record is from RefSeq and is a predicted model, not a curated record. Bases 1 to 1092 code for a protein of 363 amino acids.